AUGCAAGUUCGUGAGGUCCUCCGACGUCUUCGUGAGAAUCGUCUCUACGGCAAGUUGUCUAAAUGUACCUUCGAAGUUCCUUCCAUACCCUUCUUAGGGUAUGUAAUUUCCGGAUCAUAUCUCCAGAUGGACCCCACAAAAUUAGAAGCUAUUGCUAAUUGGUCCACUCCGAGUACACUCAAGUCCAUUCAGCGAUUCUUGGGAUUUGCUAAUUACUAUAGGAAGUUCAACAGAGGAUUCUCAACUCUCAUCGCUCCUAUUACCAACUUAACUCGAAAAGGGGCAGACCAUUCCAACUGGUCAGAAGAUGACUUGGCCGCAUUUCAGAGAGUUAAGCAGGCUUUUAUGUCCGCUCCAGUUCUGUCACAACCAGAUAUUAACAAGCCGUUCGAGUUGGAAGUAGAUGCUUCUACAUAG
Molecule: messenger RNA, 417 nt
Organism: Pseudophryne corroboree (corroboree frog)
Lineage: Eukaryota; Metazoa; Chordata; Amphibia; Anura; Myobatrachidae
Exons: 1
Coding region: 1-417 (138 amino acids)
Source: RefSeq, a predicted model, not a curated record